AUGAUGGGCAGUGACGAGCUAAAAUUUUUGCAUAACUUUCACAAAGAUUUUCUUCAUGAUACUGCAUUUAAUUUCUAUGGAACAAGAAUGGCAACUUGUUCCAGUGACGGAUAUGUUCGAGUUUAUGAUUUGCAUGAUAACACGUGGCGACAAUCUGGCUACUUUUCGCUCCCUUCACAACCGGGUCCUAUGACACGAGUAACAUGGGCUCAUCCAGAAUUCGGCGGUAUUAUUGCAGCUGUAUCAUAUGAUCGUUUUGUUAACGUGUGGGAAGAAGCUCCAACAGGACCGAAUGAUCCAUCUGAAUAUGCUACUAAAUGGGUACCAAAAGAUCAAUUUUUCGAAGCAUUUUUGUUUGGUGGAAAUGAACAACGAGGAUCAAUUACAGAUACUGGUACACAUUCAUCAAAUUAUAAUACAGUAGCCGUGCAAUUCUCUCCAAAACAUCUUGGCCUUAUACUGGCGAACGUAUUUUUCGAUGGCCGAAUACGUAUUUAUGAUUUUCAAGGUUCAAAUGUAGUUAAUAAAGAAGAAAUACAAACGAAAAUGUCGAAUUUAAGUUGCAUUUCAUGGAGUACAGCGAGACAUCACUUAGCACCGUUGAUUGCAGUUGGGAGUGAUGAUUGUAAUGCUGGUACAGGUGCUAAACUGCAAUUAUGGGAAUAUGCACCGGAUAGAAAAGCGGUAAAAGUUGAUUUAACGAGUGUGAAUAUGUUAUUACAAAAUGCAAUAAAAGAUAUACAAUUUGCACCGAAUUUCGGCCAAUCAUAUCAUUUACUUGCUGUAGCUUCAAAUGAUAUUGAUCUAUUUACUAUAAAGCCAGCAAAAGGGGAAUUAAAUAAUAAUAGUGAGAAUAAAGCACAAGUAUAUGACGUUACAAGAAUUAUUACAUUAGAUGAUCAUGGAUCAACGGUAUGGAAAGUUUGUUGGAAUGUAUUUGGCUCAGCACUAUACAGUUGCGGUGAUGAUGGAAGAAUUCGCAUGUGGAAAGGAGCCAUCAAUGGUCCAUGGAAAUGUGAGAGUAAUAUAAGUCUUCAAGCAGAAGCUCUUGAACGAAUCCGAAGUGAUGCAAGUCAAUCAACAGAGCCGGUAUCAACAUGA
This is a messenger RNA of Rotaria socialis, 1101 nucleotides long. Lineage: Eukaryota; Metazoa; Rotifera; Eurotatoria; Philodinida; Philodinidae. The record is from the annotation of a GenBank genome assembly.